This is a messenger RNA of Melospiza georgiana, 456 nucleotides long. RefSeq names its product feather keratin Cos1-2-like. The record is from RefSeq and is a predicted model, not a curated record. Gene Ontology annotation, molecular function: structural constituent of cytoskeleton. NCBI's taxonomy places the organism in Eukaryota, Metazoa, Chordata, Aves, Passeriformes, Passerellidae. Gene Ontology annotation, cellular component: intermediate filament.
AUGAGCACCUUAAGAAAUUAUCACUUUCAUAGAAGCCACCUCUGGGCCUGGGGCAACUCAGAGACUAUAAAAGCCAGCCUGAAUUCACGCUCUCUCAUCCACUUCUCCUGCCUCCUUCUUGGGAUCCAGGUGCACCUGCAGCCCCAAGCCAUGUCCUGCUACCCCCGGUGCCAGCCCUGCCAGCCCUGUGGGCCCACCCCGCUGGGCAGCAGCUGCAAUGAGCCCUGUGUCAGGCAGUGCCAGGACUCCACCGUGUUCAUCCAGCCCUCGCCCGUGGUGGUGACCCUGCCUGGGCCCAUCCUCAGCUCCUUCCCACAGAACACCGUGGUGGGAUCCUCCAGCUCUGCUGCUGUUGGCAACAUCCUCAGCUCUGAGGGAGUGCCCAUCAAUUCUGGGGGCUUUGACCUCUCCUGCAUCACCAACCGCUACGGUGGCAGCAGAUGCCGUCCCUGCUAA